GCAGCUUUAAGCUCAGCUCACCACACCCCCUGGGUGUGUCUGGGUCUCUGUGACAUCAUCAGAAGCCAUGUUAGUUUUACUGAUGGAACCUGCUAGAGAAUAAGCCAUGUGGCUGUAGCUGAAUAAAAGUUAUCUAAAGUUCCUGCUGCAGAGUCUUCAUGAUAUGUGCAAGACACAAGGUAACAGCACACAACUGAAUGUUCUAAUCCUGACUACACACAGAACAUAACAGCUGGCGACGAGGAUCUGUGGUCUGACCCUAUAAUGGCACUUAUUGGCACCUUACCUGUGUUUGCAGCAGACACAGACAGAUGGGACACAUGGGUUGAACAGUUUGAGCUAUAUUGUACAGCAAAUAACAUAGGAGCUGAUAAGCAAGUGGCUGUGUUUCUGACAACUAUAGGCUCAGCAGCUUACACUACAUUAAGGGACAUUCUCUCACCAGAUAAACCUAAUGCUAAACCUCUGUCUGACCUGAUCUGCCUGUUAUCUGACCACUACCUACCUAAGCCUCUGGAGAUAUCAGAACGCUUUAAGUUUUACACACGCAAGCAAUUGCAGCAUGAGGACAUUAAAACUUAUGUGAUCAGUUUAAAGAAACUAGCAAGUAGCUGCAGAUUUGGGGAUUAUUUAAACACUGCUUUACGUGAUAUGUUUGUUAUUGGACUCAUGGACUGUACAGUACAAAAGAGACUAUUAGCAGAGGAUGAGUUAACACUAAAGCGUGCUAUAGAGAUAGCUACCGUCAUGGAACUUGCUGCUAAAGAUGCACAAAUGCUCCAGGCCCCAGCACAGGCAGUUUGUGAUAAGGAAAAAGAUGUUUUUCAUACAAGUGUGCACCUAAAUAAACAGUAUCCAGCUAGACAAGGGUCACAGACAGCUUGUUACAGAUGUGGUGACACAAAUCACACAGCAAAUGCCUGCAGGUUUAGGAACAGCACCUGCUAUGGGUGUGGGAAGAUUGGUCAUAUAAAGAGAGUGUGCAGAAGUUCCUUAGACAGAGAUAAAAGUAAGAAAGGCAGCAAGUCACAUGCAGCUUUUCAUGUGCAAGUAGAUACACCACACACUGAUUCAGAGGAAGACAAACCAUUAUACACAUUACAGAUCUACAGCCUUGAGAAUAAAAUUCCAGAACUGCAAGCAAAGGUGAAUAUAGAUGGUAAACCUCUCAUUAUGGAAGUUGACACAGGAGCAGCAGUCUCUGUUAUCACAGCUGCUGAUUGGAACCGCCUGGGACUAAGGCAACCAAUUGUUCCAACAGCUGUCACCAUGCAAACAUAUUCAAAUGAAAUAAUAAAGCCUAUUGGGUGUGUAUCACCUACAGUGACAUUUAAUGGUAUAACUAAAAAGGUACGCCUCUACAUUUUACCUAAAGGAGGACCACCUUUGUUUGGUAGAUCCUGGAUCCAAGCAUUGGGCAUGCCAAAGUUACCACAACAGUUACCACUUAACAAACUGCUGGACCAAAGUGGGAAUUCAAAUUCUUCUUGGAUUAAUUCUCUAAAGCACAAAUAUAAGACUGUAUUUGAUGGGAACCUAGGUUUAGUGAAAGACAAGCAGAUUCAGCUUCACCUAAAAGAAAAUGCUAUUCCAAAAUUUUGUAAACCAAGAGUUGUACCAUUUGCACUUAAACCUAAAAUUGAAGCAGAACUAGAAAGACUACGAAAUCAGGGGAUUAUUGUUCCAGUGUCUAGCAGUGAAUGGGCUUCCCCAAUAGUUCCUGUCAGAAAAAAGAAUGGGGACAUUCGCAUCUGUGGAGAUUUCAGAGUGGGCCUUAACCCUCAAUUACUUGUGGACCAAUAUCCUUUACCACGGAUUGAAGAAUUGUUUAGUUCUCUGGCAGGGGGUGAAAAAUUUACAAAAAUUGACUUGCAUCAAGCAUACUUACAAUUAGAGGUGCAUCCAGACUCCAGACACCUGUUAACUAUCAACACUCACAAAGGACUUUUUCAGUAUACGCGGAUGGUGUUUGGCAUUGCCCCAGCACCUGCAGUGUGGCAACGGAUAAUGGAUGAGAUCUUGGCAGGUAUUCCACAUACCCACUGUAUGUUAGAUGACAUGCUUAUCACUGGUGAAAAUGAUGCUGCUCAUAAAGCCAAUGUUGAAGCUGUUUUACAACGCCUACAGGAAUUCGGACUGAAAGUUAACAUGGAAAAGUGUGAGUUCUUCUGCAAGAGUUUAGAAUAUUGUGCACAUGUAGUGGACAAGACUGGUCUACACACAACUGCUGAAAAAGUGAAAGCGCUGGUUCAUGCUCCCACCCCUGUUAAUGUAUCUCAGCUACGUUCUUAUUUGGGGUUGCUCAAUUACUAUCACAGAUUUUUACCAAAUUUGGCUCAUUUACUAUAUCCACUACACCGUCUUUUAGAUAGUAAAAACCAGUGGGUCUGGACUGACUUAUGUACACAAGCAUUUGAACGCUCUAAGCAGCUUCUUCUGGAAUCAAGACUCCUUGUCCACUAUGACCUUAAGAAGCCUUUGGUACUAGCCUGUGAUGCUUCACCAUAUGGUUUAGGCGCAGUACUUUCACACAUUAUGCCCGAUGGGUCUGAACGUCCUGUGUCUUUUGCGUCCAGAUCUUUAACUCCGUCGGAGAGAAAUUAUGCCCAGAUUGAUCGGGAAGCUUUAGCAAUAAUUUGGGCUGUGAAGAAAUUCCACAUUUAUAUAUAUGGCAGACCUUUUACUCUGAUCACGGAUCAUAAACCACUUUUGUCCAUUCUGCACCCUCAGAAGGGUAUCUCCAACACAACAGCUGCACGACUUCAGCGCUAUGCACUUCAGCUGGCGGCUUACAACUACUCCAUUAAAUAUCGAUGCCACAGUGAUCAUACGAAUGUGGAUAUGUUUUCUAGAUUACCAAUGGUACAUCACAUGACAACAUCUUCUAAAAUCAUAGAAACCCCUCCACAGCCUGUAAAUCUAAAUUCCAAAGUGAUUGCUACUUAUACAUGCUCUGAUUCUACCUUACAGGAAAUCAAGUCUUUUGUUCAACAUGGGUGGCCUAAAGUGGUUCGCUCUGACCUUCAGCCAUAUUUUACAAGGAAGAAGGAAAUUGUGCAUGACUCAGGCUGUCUGUUAUGGGGGUCACGAGUGAUAAUUCCGACCUUACUGCAAACAUUAGCAUUAAAGUUACUACACAGCUCACACCAGGGUGUAGUAAAAAUGAAGCAAAGAGCACGAGAAUAUUUGUGGUGGCCUAAAUUGGAUACAGAUAUUGCUUCUUAUGUAGCUGCUUGCAAUGCAUGUGCACAGACACAGCGGAAUCCCAGCAGGGACACCUCAAAAACUUGGCCAUGGCCAAAUGAACCUUGGACAAGAAUCCAUGUUGAUUUUGCAGGGCCAGUGGAAGGACGAAUGUAUUUGGUGGCUGUGGAUGCUCAUUCCAAGUGGCCAGAAGUAGUUCAAAUGUCAAGUACUACAACGCAACAAACCAUUGUCGUUCUUUCCAGUAUGUUUGCAAGAUUUGGACUGCCACAAACUUUAGUCUCAGACAAUGGUCCACAGUUCAUAUCACAUGAAUUUGAAACCUUUCUAGAUACAAAUAACAUCAAACACUGUAAGACAGCUCCAUAUUUUCCAGCCUCUAAUGGACAGGCUGAAAGAUUUGUACAAACUUUAAAACGCCACUUAGCUGUCUCUCAGAAAUCAAAAUUUAAUCCAAACUCCCUUUCUAAUUUUUUGUUUAACUAUAGAAACACACCCCAUGCCACUACUGGGCUAUCACCUGCAAUGUUAAUGUUUGGAAGACGCCUGAGAACUCCACUGGAUAAAGUUAGACCAGAACAUCCCACACAAGAGUUGAACACUUCUAGCGUUUCAGAAUUUGUUCUUCAUGACAGAGUAUGGGUUAGAAACUACCGUGGCCCAAAUAAAUGGAUUCCAGCUGUCAUAAUACAAGGCAUGGGCAAUAGAAUGUUUAAAGUUCAACUACAAGCUGGUGGUACAGUUUCCCGCCAUGUAGAACAAAUGAGACAUAGAUCUCAACCAGCUACACAAAUAUCAAAUGAUUCAGAUGGUGAGGAUAUCUGGCAUGGAGUGUGGUGCCCACCUGAGUCUUCUGAGGAUGAAAAUGCAAUGAACACAACUGAAACAGAUCAACCUCAGAAUGAUUCUGUCCAACAACAAAAUAUCACAGGUGAUCAACAACCAUUGGGUUCUCCUCCACAGACAAUUUCUCCUGAACCAAAUACUCUACGGCCCUCUAGAAACAGAAGGCCACCUUCUAGAUGGCAAUGUGAGGAUUCAGUGAGAGAUUAUUCAGCAAGGAAUGACCUAAUCCGAAGGCGGACUUAUCGCAGAAAACAUAACUGUGACUAAAUUCUAGGCUGUGACCUAGGUCUUGUGCACAUAGACUAUAGAGAUAAACUGUUCUAAGUUCAAGUGUAUGGUUUAGUUACUUGUUGUAUGUUACAAUAUUAUCCAC
Molecule: messenger RNA, 4423 nt
Organism: Bombina bombina (fire-bellied toad)
Lineage: Eukaryota; Metazoa; Chordata; Amphibia; Anura; Bombinatoridae
Exons: 1
Coding region: 265-4317 (1350 amino acids)
Biological process (GO): DNA integration
Molecular function (GO): nucleic acid binding; zinc ion binding
Source: RefSeq, a predicted model, not a curated record